GCAAGGUUCCUAUCUGAUCAUUCCAACCCAACUGCUGAUUCCUUGAGUUCCUUCCAACAGGCUGAGAUGUUGGUACCAUCUGAGCACACUGCAAUCCCCACUGUAAGGGCUGAAGACGCAGAAAAUGAAACUGAAGUGUCCAUAGAAGACCAUCCCACUCAUAAGCCUGAAAAAUCUUCAGUACUAAAGUCAGAGGAGGAAAACCAUGACCAGUCAGCAGAUCAGGACCAGAGUUACAGCCAACACCUGGGAUUACAGGAUCAAGAGAAAAGUGAAAGUGACUUAAUUGAGAAUUUGGGGUAUACACCAACUGAAGGUACACUGGACCUAAAAGAAGAUAUGAGUGAGCCUCCAAAGGAAAAACUCCCGGAGAGAUUCCCUGGUCAUGAUGUUAGUUCCACUGUAGAUUCUAAUCAACAAGAAAGCAUCACAGAGACAGAGGAAAACCAAGAACAACCUAUUAAUGGCUCACAUCCUCAGCUGAACGGGAGCAGCGAACAUAGCCAAGACCUAAGUGUUCAAGGAAACCAAGAGCAGGGUCCAAAUAUCCCAAAUGGGGAAGAGGAGGAGCCAGGUCAAAUUGGUACCCACAAUGAUAGCCAAGAAAGAGAGAGAGACGCUCCCGAGCAGCAUUCUACCAGCAACCAGGAAGAAGACAGUACACAGUCUGAUGAUAUUUUGGAAGAGUCCUAUCAGCCAACUCAAGUAAGCAAGAUGCAGAAAGAUGAAUUUGAACAGGGUGGCCAAGAACAAGAAGAGGAAAUCUCCAAUGCAGAAAUGGAAGAGGAGACUGCAUCAAAAAUCAGUAAGCCCAAUCAAGAUAAAGAAUGGCAGAGCCAAGAAGGACAGCCUGGCCUUGAAGUUAUCAGCAACCAUGAGGAGAUGGACAAAAAGACUCUUUCUCAGCCUUUGCUGGUGGAGCCUACGGAUGGUGGUAACAUCAUGCCCAGAAAUCAUGGGACUGAUGAUGACGGCGAUGAUGGCCCCAGGCACAGUGCGAGUGAGGAGGACUUCAACCCAAGCGAGGCUUUCCUGGAGAAUGAAAGAGCUCAAUCCAAUUACUAUCACAUUAACUAUGAGGAGCAAAGAGAAAAAGCACGUGAGAAUGAGAAUGUAGAUACCAGCGAACCUGCAGAAAACCGAGGGGCCAAGAAAGCAGAAAGCUCACCGAAUGAAGAUGACAGUUCAACUGAAGGCAACACAAGGGUGCACAGUGUCGAUUCUUGCAUGAGCUUCCAGUGUAAAAGAGGACACGUCUGCAAGGCUGAUCAACAGGGAAAACCCCACUGUGCUUGCCAAGAUCCAGUGACUUGUCCUCCUACAAAACUCCUUGACCAAGUUUGUGGCACUGACAAUCAGACCUAUGCCAGCUCCUGCCAUCUCUUUGCUACUAAGUGCAGAUUGGAGGGGACCAAAAAGGGGCACCAACUGCAGCUGGAUUAUUUUGGAGCUUGCAAAUCUCUUCCUGCUUGUACGGACUUUGAAGUGACCCAGUUUCCUCUAAGGAUGAGAGACUGGCUCAAGAAUAUCCUCAUGCAGCUUUAUGAACCUAACCCUGAGCACGCUGGAUAUCUAAAUGAGAAGCAGAGAAAUAAAGUCAAGAAAAUUUACCUGGAUGAAAAGAGACUCCUGGCUGGGGACCACUCAAUUGACCUUCUCUUAAGAGACUUUAAGAAAAACUACCACAUGUAUGUGUAUCCGGUACACUGGCAGUUUAGUGAACUGGAUCAACAUCCUAGGGACAGAGUCUUGACCCACUCUGAGCUCGCUCCUUUGCGGGCAUCUCUGGUGCCCCUGGAACACUGCAUAACGCGCUUCUUUGAAGAGUGUGACCCCAACAAGGAUAAGCACAUCACCCUGGAGGAGUGGGGUCACUGCUUUGAAAUUAAAGAAGGUACAUUCAUCAUCAGCCCAGGGAGUGGGGGUGUCCUCUUCUCCAGAUAA
Messenger RNA from Lipotes vexillifer (Yangtze River dolphin), 1944 nucleotides. RefSeq names its product SPARC-like protein 1. The coding region runs from base 67 to 1944 and encodes 625 amino acids. Gene Ontology annotation, molecular function: protein binding; extracellular matrix binding; collagen binding. The transcript has 8 exons. Gene Ontology annotation, biological process: anatomical structure development. Lineage: Eukaryota; Metazoa; Chordata; Mammalia; Artiodactyla; Lipotidae. The record is from RefSeq and is a predicted model, not a curated record.